AUGGCAGCGGAAAUGCACGAAACCGCUGCCUGUCCAAGAACCAGUGCCCUUAGUGACACUCUGAACCAGAAACCCCAAUUUCCAAUGGAAAGUCGCCAAAAUCGAAAAGUUCACUGUCUGUUCCCUGAGUUCAGGAUACAGGUGCCUCAGUUUCUCGACCAGUGUCGUUCACUUCCACCGUUCUACCGUAUCCCGGAGCCGGCAUAUCGCAGCAUUCCAUCAAGCAUAAGGAAACCACCUAUCGCCAUGGAAUCGCGAACUACGGCCAUGGAGGACGCAACUAGUGACAACAGUGCGGAAAUCUCCCCGUCGAUAACGAUCGAGGAGAUCGACAGAAAUUCGGAUGAUAACAGGACGUGCGACGGAUCGACAACUGAUUUCCCGUAUGUAGACGAUUCCGACGUCGCCACAUCCCCUCGUCCAAUCAUGGAAUUCCCCAGUCAAGUUGCACAGAUCAUCCAAAGAGAUAAACCGCAACUAGAAGUCGAAGCUGAAAAAUAUGUUGAUGAAUUCGUUAUGGAUUUGAUCGAAUCACAACCAAAUGAGGCGAGCAGUUUGACAAACGGGAAACAACCAGAUGAACAACUAGUGGAACAAACAUCCGUCAGCAGAAAUGAACACAUUCCAAAGCCAAGUUCUCAACCACCCAAAAUGCCUAAUGGAAUGUCAUCAUUUAAAAGGAAUGGAAAACAGACAGUACUUCCUCCUGUUACUAAAAUGACUAGACGUCGACAUUCAGCCAUGGUUGGUCGUGGAGUCGAACAGAUUGGGGACUCCUUUCGCUUUCGAUCGUUAAGCCCUGUGCCCUUCGGCGGUGCCGCAAGGAUAAGACAUUCCAUGUGUGAAACGACAUUAGCCGGACCAUGUUCCUCGACUACUCACAACAGUACGCCCACCAACUGUCCAGCUUUCCCGCUCUAUGGUCGUCUUCACCCGUCAAAUAGUGAUAUGUUCUGCUGCGUAUGGUUAAAACACAGAUCGUUUUUUACGGGGGAUUCUUUCCGACGACCGUACACCCCUACAAGAAAGUUUCAUACAACUACUGAUCGCUCUCUUAGAGCCAUGUACAAACCACCAUCGAUACUGGUCUACACUGGAGAACAGACCGGUCUCUAUAAAAGGAUAAGAUCGAGUUUAUCACAGCUCAUACCUGCAGAUCGGUACACUGUCUUUCAUUUGAGUGCUGAGGCUAUGAAAAAGCAACCCUGGAUCGAACCCACCACAGCAUGUCUUAUAAUCGCUGAUACAUCGGAACUGGAUGAUCAAUCAUGGGGAAACAUGCAGACCUAUUUUAACCAAUCGGGAAAAAUAAUCUUUGUUUGCCAAAAUCGUCUCCUUGCGAGUCUGUCUAAUUGUGAGUCGUCCAAAAAACAGGCCGAUAUGAUUCGAAUGGCAUUUGGAUCUCGAGAUUGCCUGUCCAUGGGGAAAGAUUUCGAGCAUUUCCUUAAAAAGUCGUUAAAAACACUUUCAAAACAAGGACAGAUCAACACAACUUUUCAUUCCAAGGAUUUAGCAGGGGGAAUGAGCUACUCAGUCGUGCUAAACAAAGUAAAAGAUAUGCCCCUCUUUUUGUAUAUGGAAAAUAGUGCACAUCAAGCUUCGGCUAUUUUUUCAGAUGCCACAUCUGAACAGUUGUUAGCACCUGGCAGUCGGAUACUUCAUGAUUCGUUGUCUCGUGUUGGCGUAACAGUAUGUGAAACUGAAAUUCCAACUCUUACUCCAGCAGUUAUGAUAGCUAGCGAAGACGACAUCAUUGAGAACUUGAUGGGAGUACGAUAUGGGGAAGAAAUUGGGCUAGUACCACGGCUUUUUCUCCGGAAAACAGAAAAGGUGGGAGAACAAGGAAUGCCUGAUGUUACUGAGAGUGUGUUACCUGUGGAGGUCUCGUCACGCAACCAGAAGUCUUCCUACACACAUUUCAACUUCCCCUUGUACUUCUCACACCUUCGGACAAGACGUCUGGGACACGUCAUUCUGCACAUACCUGUCGCUACCACCACUAUGGAUGUAUGUGAAAGCCUUUGUGACGCAAUACCGACUUGUGACGGUGCUGUGAUAGUUGCCGCUCGUCAGACGCAUGGUCAAGGUCGUGGUGGAAAUGAAUUCGUAUCUCCUCUUGGAGCUGCAAUGUUCACUGUUUCUACUUCUCUCCCGCAGUCGUGUUCAUUAGCUCGAACUCCAUCAUUUGUUCAGCAUGUCUUUGCUGUUGCAUUGGUUGAUGCUAUUCGUCGGUUAAGCGGUUUUGGAGAUUUCCCACUACGAAUCAAAUGGCCAAAUGACUUUUACUUUAACCGCUCACACAAGGUCGGCGGUCUUUUAGCUACUGCUAAGUGUCGUGAUGAUGGCCUGUUGGUAUCAAUCGGUGCCGGCAUCAAUGUAUCCAAUUCGCAACCAACAGUUUGUCUCAACGACAUGGUUCCAGAUGGAAGCGACAUCAAAUUCAGCAUUGAAGAGGUUAUUGCCGAGACGUUGAAUAGAUUCGAAUAUUGGAUGAAUAUCUACGAAAUGAAAGGUGCUGGUGAAGUGCUCAAAGCAUACCACGAGUUUUGGUUGCACAGCCGAGAAGAAGUGCUGCUCGAGGAGCUGUCUGAGAAAGUUGUCAUUCGGGGGUUGGACAAAAAUGGAUACCUUCAAGUGCGAAGCAAAAGCAAUCCUAGUAAGAUAUUUUCGGUUGGUGAUAAUGGGAACACAUUUGACAUGAUGAAAGGUCUGAUUCGACAUAAACUUCGUUAG
This is a messenger RNA of Necator americanus (New World hookworm), 2733 nucleotides long. RefSeq lists its product as uncharacterized. Lineage: Eukaryota; Metazoa; Nematoda; Chromadorea; Rhabditida; Ancylostomatidae. The transcript is spliced from 26 exons. The record is from RefSeq and is a predicted model, not a curated record. Bases 1 to 2733 code for a protein of 910 amino acids. Gene Ontology annotation, cellular component: cytoplasm. Gene Ontology annotation, biological process: protein modification process. Gene Ontology annotation, molecular function: biotin--[biotin carboxyl-carrier protein] ligase activity.